AAUUAACAAUAACCCAGGGUGAAAUUUGAAACAAUUUCAAGGAAGCUCUAAUUCUAUAGAUAUCAAUAGAAUUUUGUUAAUUCGCAUAAAGAACUUUUGUUUCCUCCUUUAACUUCAACAGUACUCCUCAAUAGAAUCUAAAAUCUCGUUCAAAUUCCAAAUAUUGGCGUCCUUGCCGCCAAAAAAAAAAAAAAAGAAAAAAAGAAGAAAGAGACAUGAAUGGCCGCCGGCGACGAUUCCUCGCGCCGACUUCAUCUCCUUCUCCGUCAAUCGGAGAUUUCCGUAUUAAGUUUUCACGAAUCGUUUCUCAUCACGAACAACUCAAAGUCUCCUUCAAUCAGCUGGAUUUUCAGAUCCGAACUGGCUUGCAGGAAGCCGCGGACGUGUUUGAAUCGUUAGCUAAUCCGCUGAUGAAGCUAGUAGGAUUGAAGACCCUUGAAAUGACUGAGGAAGGAAAAACUAGUACCGUUGUCUUUGAUUAUACUGAUUUUUAUUCCAAUGACUGCAAGAGAAACGAGAAUGGAGCUGGAAGGACGGUGAGAAAUGAGGCUAGUGAAAUUGAGGAAGAAGGCUAUAUGAGUAGAGCCAAAACAGUUGGCAACGAGCUUAUUCAGAAACAAGAGAUGCAGCUAAAGCAGUUGAUCCAUCUGCUAAGACGAGUUGAAUCCCAAGUAAAUACAAGCCAAACCAACAUUCUUCACACCCUUAGUGACCAUCAAACUUCCAUACAUAAUGUUUUCAAGAAAGCUGUUGCAUGUGUUUCUGCCAUUCACCAAAGGGGCGAAAAUAGUGGCAUUUCAUUGAUCACAAUUCAGCUUCUGAAAGAUAUAUUCCGUCUUGUUGUUACUACCCUGAGCUCGGUAGAGUGUGGAGUGGACAACCUAGUGGAUGAGCUAGCUACAAGAAUGUGUCGUCCAAUGGUCGACUAUGUCAAGGGUCUUAAGCUUGAAAUCGCAUCAGGAAGAUGCCAUUGCCUACUGAGCAUAGUGGAAGAGAUGGGAGGAGCAAUGAGAACAGGGAGGGCAGAGUUGGAGGAAGCAAGGAAGAAGGCAAGAAUAGCAGAACAUAAUAGACUUGAGGUGUUGUACAGGCUGAAGGAAUCAGAAGAAAUGGCUAGGAAAUAUCAGGGAUUCCUUUCGAAAGUCAAGAACGGAUCGCAGGAACAAUUUGAGCUAGAGAAGCUUGUAGUGAAGGACCAGGAUCAUGCUAAAGAGGACAACCUACUGUGGGAGCUACUAAAGAAGAAGAGAAAAUUAGGCAUCGGAAAUGGCAGCAGUAAACUGUGUGGCUUUCCAUCGAGACAGUUAGGUCCACAAACCCCUCGCUUGGCUCCCACCUCUUCACCUACGUACAGUUCAAAUGGGCAGCGUUUGCUACCAAUGAUACCCCUGGGUUCCUCACCUUCAGUGACAUAUCGGCCACCCAAACCUCAGAAGAAGAUAAAACCUGGAUUUCAUACUUGAAAUUUUAGCAUACGGCAAGCAGGUCACUUGCUGAUGGUAGGAGACUUGGAGCAGUUGGCCGAUGGCUUACUUUUCGUAACUAUACUUGGAUUACCUUUUUUAACAUUUACUGCAAGGUGCUUCAGUCAUUUGCCAAAUUUGUGUUCUGUUAUUCCACCAUGUCAAGAUGUAUAAAGUAAACUUUAGUGCGCAUUUACUGAUUAAAUUUUCCAAACCAUGAAAAUAUCCUCCAGCGUGGACUUUGGUUACAAGCAGUUGCAAAAGAUCUGUCUGCAAACCAUUGAAGAAAUAAAUACUAUGUCCCAAUUGCAUUA
This is a messenger RNA of Capsicum annuum, 1777 nucleotides long. RefSeq lists its product as uncharacterized. The record is from RefSeq and is a predicted model, not a curated record. The coding region runs from base 216 to 1463 and encodes 415 amino acids. NCBI's taxonomy places the organism in Eukaryota, Viridiplantae, Streptophyta, Magnoliopsida, Solanales, Solanaceae. The transcript has 5 exons.